This is a messenger RNA of Thalassophryne amazonica, 761 nucleotides long. Its product is annotated as melanocortin-2 receptor accessory protein 2A-like. The record is from RefSeq and is a predicted model, not a curated record. Gene Ontology annotation, molecular function: type 3 melanocortin receptor binding; type 4 melanocortin receptor binding; signaling receptor regulator activity. Gene Ontology annotation, cellular component: plasma membrane; endoplasmic reticulum. NCBI's taxonomy places the organism in Eukaryota, Metazoa, Chordata, Actinopteri, Batrachoidiformes, Batrachoididae. The coding region runs from base 63 to 710 and encodes 215 amino acids. The transcript is spliced from 4 exons. Gene Ontology annotation, biological process: protein localization to plasma membrane; regulation of adenylate cyclase-activating G protein-coupled receptor signaling pathway.
GCGUAAAGGGUCCAACGAUGGAUUUUAUUGCUGGCACACUGUGAGGCACAAAAACGUUGGAAAUGUCCGACUUCCACAACCAGAGCCGAAUGAGCGCGCGUCGCAGUGACUACGUGUGGCAGUAUGAGUAUUACGACGACGAGGAGCCCGUGUCUUUCGAGGGACUUAAAGCGCACAGAUACUCCAUCGUGAUCGGAUUCUGGGUCGGACUGGCCGUGUUCGUCAUUUUUAUGUUCUUUGUCCUCACGCUGCUCACAAAAACAGGAGCUCCGCACCAAGAAAACCUAGAAGCCGCUGAGAAGUCCAAUCAACCAGACAGCUGUCUGAUGGACACCGGCAGCCACCAGGAUGAAAACGACAAAGCUUUCACACGUCCCUUAUUAGCAGAAUCCCACUCUUAUUUCCACUUCUACAUCAGCGAGGAGCAACAGGGUCUUAAGAAACUCAAACCCAAAGACCAGAAAGACGGUGGUGCCCAAGCCAAGGUGGCACAUGACAGACCCCUGGGCAUCGGCUUCCAGGGGAUGGACAAGAUGGAAGAUGAAAGUGGGAGACACCAGCUUCUCACUGAAUCAGCAGCAGAGAGUAGAACCAACACAGAGAGUGUCUUCUUGUCACACUUCAACAUCCCCAACUUUGUGAACUUGGAGCACAAUUCAGUCCUGGGAGAAGACGAUCUGCUAUAUGUACCGUCUGCCAUACUUCAGUAACAGUCUCGCUGUAAGGGGCUCGUCGUGAUGUCCACUGAAGGCCACGAUCAC